Messenger RNA from Rotaria sp. Silwood2, 840 nucleotides. Lineage: Eukaryota; Metazoa; Rotifera; Eurotatoria; Philodinida; Philodinidae. The record is from the annotation of a GenBank genome assembly.
AUGGAAUAUUCAUGCAUAAAAUUGAAUGAUUUACCUGAUGAAAUUCUUAUGAUCAUUUUAAAAAAAUUGCAUUAUAUUGAUGUACUCUAUUCCUUGAUAAGCGUUGAUAAACGACUUAAUGCAAUUGCCAGUGAUUCAGUUUUUACAAAAGAUUUAGCAUUAAUGUCAACCUCUUCUAACGAUUUAUCUUAUGAAUUUACUGAUCCAAUACUUGAUCGAUUUUAUCUGCAAAUUCUUCCUAAAAUUAAUUAUAAAAUCGAAUGGCUUAAUGUUGAAUCAUCAUCUAUGCAACGUAUUCUUCUGCCAACAAAUUAUCCUAAUUUACAUGGACUUGGUUUGUAUAAUCUUGCAUCGAAUACAGCUAGGGAUCUUUUCACAGGUAAGAUCUUUUCUCUAACUCUUUUGAUGAUUAAUCAUAUAAGAAUAUUAAAAUAAUUUAUCACAUAUAGUUUAUAUAAUCAGAAUUUGAUUAAUGUGGAUAUUUUUUUUAUAAAAUAGUUUUAUUGCUAAUGUUUAAUGAUGAAUAUGAAUUUGAAGGAAAUUCAAAAUAAAGACAUCAGUUGAAAGAAAGUAUAAGUAUUAUUUUGUAAUGUCUCUAAUUAAAAUUCUUUGAUUCUCAAAGCAGAAAUGAUAUAAUAUAAAAUAAAUCAUUACGAUAAAAAAUAUAUCAGUAGCGAUACAUUACAAGUAACGUUCGUUGGUUCGACUCACUUGACCCUCGACUGUUUAAGACAGAAGUAUAUUCCGCGUUUGUUGUAUGGAAACCAUUGGGCUACUAGCUUUAUCUCAAUAACUGACUGAGAUCUCGAUUUCUUGAAUCAUAAAAGUCAAAGAAAUUGA